AUGAUUGAAGGCGAAAAAUCAAGUUCGAGUUCUGAAAGUGAGAUUUCCUAUCAAAAGAAAUACGAAAACCCAUUUAACAAUGAGUUUAAUGAAGACGAAAGCUCUUUAUAUUCUUAUCCAAGCCCUGAAUGUCAUGAAAUUCUAUCUAACGAAGAUUCAGAUAGUUUACUUGAUAUAGGAAACAUAUCAACAGAAAAUCCCAAAGUAAAUGACAUUAAAAAGCAAACGAAAAAGUUAAAGGCGUAUGUAAAGUCUAAAAUAAAUGACAUUAAAAUCGAGCCUUCAGGAUUUCCAAACACCACCCAAAACAAUAAUAGAAUUCAAUUGGGUUCUCUCCAUGAGUAUAACGAUCACUCAGUCUCAGCUGCAGAAUCUCAAAUAAUGGAUCAGCUGAGAAACCUUCAGAGAGAUGUCCAAACUAUGAAUCAUAGGCUUAGUACAAGAGAAGAAAUCUUAAAAGGUAAAGAAAGAGAAAAUAAAGAACUAAAAGAAGCAAUUAAGCGGCUAGAGCAAAAUAUUAAUCAGCUAGCCGCAACCACUGCAACUGAUUUUUCUGAUCAUGAAGAUGAAAAAAUUGUGUGCUCGUGUACCAACAAAUGCCUAAUUAUUUAA
Messenger RNA from Blepharisma stoltei, 612 nucleotides. The record is from the annotation of a GenBank genome assembly. Lineage: Eukaryota; Ciliophora; Heterotrichea; Heterotrichida; Blepharismidae.